Messenger RNA from Planococcus citri (citrus mealybug), 1255 nucleotides. Its product is annotated as neuralized-like protein 2. The coding region runs from base 260 to 1060 and encodes 266 amino acids. The transcript has 2 exons. Gene Ontology annotation, biological process: intracellular signal transduction. Gene Ontology annotation, molecular function: ubiquitin protein ligase activity. Lineage: Eukaryota; Metazoa; Arthropoda; Insecta; Hemiptera; Pseudococcidae. The record is from RefSeq and is a predicted model, not a curated record.
AAAUAAACACAAAAUUUGCAAAAUAUUUUUGAAAAAUUUCAAUUCGGAGUCGGUUUUUGAUGCUGUAUUUCUAAUUUCGUCGAGAAAAAAUGAUCAUUCAGACAUAUAGAAUGUAUUUUACUCUUACCGCAGCUGAAACUUUUCACGCAAACGUAUCACAAUAAUAUUCGCUCUGAUUAUUGAUAUUUUGAUACCUGCCGGUUUGCUCUCUAAGAAAAUUUCAUUUCAUUAUCAUUUUACGCGAUGAAAUGAGUCAUUAAUGGUCGGACCAGAGGAAACUUUUUACAAAUUCCAUCCUUACCAUGGCGACCAUAUCGUAUUAUCUGAGAACAACUCGGUCGCCUAUCGCACCGAAGGAUUCGACGACGGUGUUGUCUUCAGUGAAAAACAGCUCCAACCGGGUGAACUAUUUGUCAUCGAAAUUGAACAAAAUCAAAGCCGUCGUCGAGCCAGCUAUCUCAGAUUGGGACUGACACAGCUCAAUCCUACGGAAUGCGCAUCACGUAAAAUAGAAUUACCGAAACAAGCGGUGCCAGAUUUAAUAAUGAGACUGGAAGAGAGUUCGUGGGUCUACGCUCUCGAUGACUUAUUACCGAGAAAAAGAGAGAUCCCGUGGCCGUUCGUAAAAGGAGAAUACAACGUUGAUAUUUCCGAUCAAUAUAUAGAAACAUGUCGCGGAAGAUACUUGAGAUCGAGUCUUAGGAACACUCCUUUUAUUAAAAACACACCGAAAACGAUGCGAAAUGUUGAAGUCGGUUACAAGAUUGGAGUCGUUUACAUUCCUAGUAAUGAUAAUAUUGCCGAUUUAUUUUUUCUAUUCAACGGAGACCUGUUUGGACCAUACGCAUUGGAAAUUCCGUACAAAGAAACUCCGCUCUAUGCUGUCGUCGAUGUUUAUGGCCGAACUCAGAAAGUCAGAAUUUUACAAAUCCAAGCGGAGCCAUCUCUCAAGCAUCUAUGUCGAAUGACAAUUCGUAAAACUUGCGAUAUGAAGCUAUUGAACAAUUACACCUUACCUAAGCCGAUCAAGAACUACUUGAAUUCGUCGUGGAUGCUUUGAAUACGUAUAUUCGUAUACAGAAGUUGACUCAUUUUCAUACGUCGUCGUUGAUUAUUUCAUGUUGAGCGAGUUCAAUUUGUAUAACAACUUCGAAGAUAUCAUUAUUUUUUAAUAUUUUUCAUCUAAUCGCGAAUCUAUUGUAUAAAUAAUCACAAUUUGUUAUAUUUCAGAAUGAAAAUCGUUUACUUUCAACAA